Messenger RNA from Penicillium cataractarum, 1056 nucleotides. Its product is annotated as zinc-dependent alcohol dehydrogenase family protein. The transcript is spliced from 2 exons. Bases 1 to 1056 code for a protein of 351 amino acids. NCBI's taxonomy places the organism in Eukaryota, Fungi, Ascomycota, Eurotiomycetes, Eurotiales, Aspergillaceae. Gene Ontology annotation, molecular function: oxidoreductase activity. The record is from RefSeq and is a predicted model, not a curated record.
AUGUCGCAAGCAACCUUCAAGCAGUACUAUCUCCCUCAGAAAUCAGGAUUUGAUAGCCUGACUUUGCGUGAAGUCCCCAAAAUCUCUCCCAAAUAUGGCCAGAUCUUAGUCCGCCUCAAAGCUGUGUCACUCAAUUGGAGAGACGCGAUCCUCGCAAUCGGAACGUACCCAUUUCCGAGCCCUGAUGCGCUCGUGCCAGGUAGCGAUGGGGCCGGCAUCGUCGAGGCAGCUGGGGAAGGAGUAGCGGAAUGGAAGCUCGGCGACAAAGUCCUGGCCAAUUUCACCCAAGAUCACCUCGCUGGUCGACUCAAUAUGCAGACAAUCUUGACACAACUCGAGGGCGAGACACAAGGAUUACUUGGCGAAUACUUCAUUUUUCCCAAGACCGGAGUUGUCCGUAUCCCGGACUAUCUCUCCUUCGAAGAAGCAUCCUGCCUUCCCUGUGCAGCCCUCACUGCCUGGAAUGCUUUAUACGGUCUAAUGCUGUUGACAGCCGGCCAGACAGUGCUUGUCCAAGGCACCGGCGGUGUUUCGACUUUUGCUCUGCAAAUCGCCCAUGCAGCGGGCGCAAGGACUAUCGUGACAUCCUCGUCCGACGAGAAAUUGGCCAAAGCGAAACAGCCCGGUGCGACACAUCUAAUUAAUUACCGAAAAACACCUGAAUGGGCUACCCAGGCCAAACAGAUCACGAAUGGCCGUGGAGUCGACCAUAUCAUUGAGGUCGGGGGAACACUCACUCUGCAAGGAUCGUUCGAUGCUAUUGCGAUGCACGGAAUUAUCCACUGCAUUGGACAUAUUACGAACCCCGAUCCAUUAGGUGCUGGUAAAGACCUUCGUGGCCCGGAUGCUGCUUUCCUGGCAUUGGAUCGAUUAUGUAUCGUCCGAGGAGUGGUGGUUGGUUCCCGAGGGCAAUUAGAGGAGAUGCUAGAAUGUUUCGAGACAAGUUCAAUUCGACCUGUCAUAGAUCGAAUUUUCAGCUUCGAGGAAGUCAAGGAAGCAUACGAAUAUCUCUGGGGGUCGACACAUACAGGAAAGGUGGUGAUCCGUGUUGAUUAG